AGGAUGGCUUCGCUCUUCCAGCACUUGCGAGUGCUGCUCUGGAAGAACUGGCUCAGUGUCAAGAGGCAACCGCUCUGGUCACUCACCCUGGUCACCUGGCCAGCUAUCACCUUCAUCCUCGUGGCCAUCAUUCGACUCAGUUUCCCCCCAGAAGCGCAGCCAAACUGUUACCUCGCACCUCGGAAUCUUCCAAGUGCUGGAUUCUUCCCAUUUCUCCAAACCGUGCUCUGUAAUUCAGACGCUGUGUGCAAAGCCACACCAUACACACCAGAAGACCUUCUGCCGAAGCUGAAUGGUCUUUCACCCAUACGCCGAAAGCGGAGAAGGUCAGUGAAUGUGGAGAGGGGCGGCCAUCUCUCACCCCAGAGCGCCGAUGCUACCAAAAGCAGAAAUGGUUCCUUGGAGUUGAUGGAUGCCAUAGCCAGUCUGAAAAGCUCCACCGAAAAUAUGUCGCCAUCCAGCCAUAACAGAACUCAUUUGUUCAGAAAUAUCCUCAGCCGAGGAGAGAUGCCCACGCACCAGUCGACGGUGGCAAAUCUGAAAUCGGGGAUCUGUGAGGUUCUGUCCGCCUACGCCUCUUCUCAGAAGCCCCUUUGGGAGGCCCUGGGAGCCAACGUCUACCAGACCUUCUGCUUCACAGAGCUGUCUCUCCUGGAGUCGUUUUUUCAAGAGUUCAGAAGCCGGAUUGUGAAACUGCAGGAAGAUCCUCAGUACCAGGUGACUUUUGUCCGGGAAACGGUCUCUUUCCUGUCCCUCCUCUCUGAACUGCAGAACGAAACGUCUGUCUGGCGCCUCCUGCUGCUGGCCCCGGAUAUCACUCGGGAUGUCAUCCGUGUGAAGGGGAUGGUCGCUGCCCUGCGGGAGACCAGCAGGACUUUUAUAGAUCCAGAAAGAGAUUUUCUAUCUGAUGCAAGUGAAAGUGGGCUACAAGCUCUUAAAGACAUGAUUACAAGACUGCUACAUUCCCUGAACUGUACAGAGCCAGAUGAGAACAGUUCAGAGAUUACUGCUCUUUGUGAGCUGUCUCGUCACUGGAAUAGCCACCAUCCCUCGUUGGUUCAGAUGAAAGAGAUGGUGAGCAAAAUAAUAUCUCCAGAUUCUGCUACGGCCGAUUUCAAAAUGGGGAAUCUCUCAAAGGAUUUAGAAACUAUUCGAAAGUCUCUGGAUCUUUUCAAAGAUUUUCAAGAAGGCAGCAGUACUGCUGAAUUGAAAAACCUAAAGCCACUCAAUCUAUUUGAUAAUAAGACUAUACUGAGAUUGACUGAUAUCCUCUCUCUGCAAAUGAGGGAUGACCAACACCAUAAACGGAGGGAUCUUACAUCUCUGCUGCAGCAGACUGCCUUCAACACCUCCUCCAUAUUCCAACUGAUGACUCCCUUGAAAGAAAUUCAAAACAUCUACGACUUAACCCGAAACAUUUUGGACCUUGUAUUUUUAAGCAAGACUGAUUUUAAGGCCACAAAGUUGUGGCAAACCCUGAAAAUGAUAACUUCUCACAAAUUUAUUUACAUGCCUGAGAAAGUCAGGAGAUACUUAACUGCGUUGCAGGAGCUGCCUUCGCUCUUUGCAAAUUCUCUCCUGAAGCCGACAACUAUGGAAAACUUUCCAGAGAAGGUUCUUGCCCUGCAGAAAAUCUAUGAUAUUGUGGCAAAUGUUAACGCAAGCCACAAUUACCUGCUCAUCUCCUCCUUAACUAACCUGAUGCAGAAGAUCCAAAAUUCCAUCAAUGCCUAUCAGUGGAAUGAAUUCAACACCUACUGGCAAAUUAGCGAAAAAUUAAGAUCUGCGAAAUGGAAUGACACAGACAUCAUUGCUUAUGGGCAGGUUCUAGAUAUCCUCCACAAGAACCUGUACAUUCAUCGCAAUGGCUCUGGUCUUCUUUUUAAUAAAGUACUGGAACAACUGACUGCAUUUGCAAACCACUUACUAGAGGACUACAGUGGAGACAACGUUGGUGGAGCAAACAUCUCAGUGGUUUUAGACACCAUCGUGAAAACCCUCCAUGUGCUAGAAGACCUGGAGGAGAAGUACAUCAGUGCGUUCAUCACUACGAAUCCACUGAUGAAUGCUGAUGCUCAUAAUGAAACAAUCCAAAGAUUGAUUGAAAUAUUCAGAGAAGGAGUGGAUAUACUUUCUGAUCCGAGAUUGUUGGAAGCAUCCGUUAUUAAAAGAAUGGACAACCUCUUCCGUUUCUCACGUUUGUCAGACCUGCAGGACUUUCCCAGGACUCCAGUAAGGCCUGAUGCCUCAUUAGUAGAGGGGAAAGUGUUAGAACUCUGGUAUUUCACCCUGAGCCCUUUUGUAAGGGAAGAUAGUCUGGAUAACGGCAGGCUGCUGAACUGCACCGUAAAAGACUUCCACCACAUUGCCAUUGAAGUCUUGUUUAGGAACACCACGUUCAGUGAAGCUGUGGCAGAAAGUGACUGCCGCUUCCUUUUCACUUCCACGGACACAGUGGUCAACAAUCAGACAUUGACUGAAGUGUUUCAGCUUCUCCUACGAAACUUAAAAUCCCUGCCAACUCUUGCUGUGCUCCAGAAAAGCAAAUAUUUUCCAGAUGAAUUUCAGUGUUUUGUCAAAUCACUAGAAUUAUCAUCAAGGUUUCUUUCCCAAUUGGAUACAUUUCUUAACUACCAGAAUCCAUGGAUACAAAAGAUGCAUAAAAGUCUAACAAGCAUCUCCAGCAAGCUCUCCCAAAGUAAUCUGACUUGCCAAAUACCGCUGUUUGGCAAAAUGGCUGUUAUAAACGAAUCUUCAGCAUUUCACAUCUUGGUUCCUUUUGUGACGAAUUAUACAGAAACAUAUUCACAGCGUUUGUCUGCCAGUCAAUCCACCCAGGAACGAGUGCUUGCAUCUUUUAUGUCACUGCUCAAUGAACCUGACAGGAAUGCUAGUAUAGCAAGGAUCAUAGAAAACAUGGGAGGAGCUGUCAGCCACCCACAGUGGAAGAAUUUAUCAGCUGUCUUGAGUAAAGUUGCAAAGGUAUUGAACACCACACAAAAUGUGACAGAUGUACACCUACUGGAAAUUAUUAGAGAAGCUCUAAUUCUUGUCAGUACAGCAUUAUCUCCAAAUUGGGCUGAAACGUAUCCAUUUUUUGAAAUCCUAAAUUGGGGGAUGAAUGCUUCCAAUUUUGAAGACAUGCUUGAGUCAUUAAAAUGGUUCAGUGUAACCUCUAAGACAGAUUAUAGAACUUACUUAGAAAAAUAUUUCCAUACUUGGUCUCCAUACGUUGAUGUCCUUGCUCAAAGCCUUUUCCGCCUUAGUCCUCAGUGGAAAGACACCAAAAAGGGAUUAUAUUUAACCAAGCUAAUUUGGAAUAAUUUGUUUUUAAACGAAACAGGUUUUAAUUUAGCAGGGAUAUGGGAAACAGUAAAAAAGGUGGUGUCUCAUGCAAUUUCACUGUUUUCUGUGGAUCCCAGACAUGAUCUCCGUUCCACACAAGAAGCCUCAUUGCACAUUUCAAAUUUUCUGCGAAAAUCUAUUGCCACAAAAAACAUUCUGUGGCAAAUUUUGUCUGUUCCGAAUGCAUACAAUGUUACAGCAAAUGUCCGCAUGAAUAAAAACUACCCUUUCGUUGUUCACCUUUCAGAGAUAAUGCAGAGAAUCCAAAAUACAACAAAGAAACCAUGGUGGGAUGAGCUGAGAAACCUUGAACAUAAACUCUUAAGAUCCCUGAAACCGAAUAGUUCAAAUCCAGAUGCAUACAGACAUUUUUCUAAAAUUCUGCGUAAACACUUGAUUACACAGUAUAAUGUUUCUGGCCUUCACUUCAGUCUAGAUCUGUUUACUAGUCUUUUGUGGAAGGGUGCUGAAGAAAACCUCCAAAAUAACAGCAUCUCAGAAGCAUUAAACACUGUCCUCAGGAGUCUAUCAUUUGAGGAAAACUCUGAACAUCAAUUUGACAUCAGCCAAUUGGAAGCACUGGUGAAUGAAAGCAAUAAAAACCUCCAGAGAAUAGCUGACACCUUGAAGAGAGGGAUGAUCAUAUUGUCUGACAGCAGACUGGAAGAAGCAACUCAUAAGGAGAGAAUUGCUGCCCUCUAUACCUUUUCACGCUUUCUGUUUCCAAGGGAGUUCAACCAGUCUUUGUUGGGUCAGGGGGCUUCUUCAGAAGCAAAGAUCAUGGACAUCUUGCAUUUAUCUCUGAGUCCUUUCUUAGAUAUGAGGAGCCGCAGUGGAAAGCCGCAGAACUGCAGUGCCCAGCAUGUCAUUCACAGCAUACUUCAGAUCCUGCGUAAAAAUGCCAUACUUCACGAGUCCUUCAAACAAAGUGAUUGUGAGAUCCUUUUUACUUCCAGAGAUUUUGAAAACAGAACAAAGCCUAAUCAAACAUUGACUGAAUUGUUCCGCCUCACAAUAAGAAAUCUGAAGCUGAGUCCAGAGUCAGCAAAACUUUACCAAAAUGAGGAUAUUUCUAGCACAUUGUUAUGCAUCAUCAGGUCACUACAGUUUUCUUCAGGCAUGCUAUCCAAAAUGGACAUCCUCUUCAAUUUUAAAAAUCCUUGGAUACAACAAACUUCUAGAUCUUUAGCAGCAAUCUCUAAUGCACUGCCCACAAAUAAUUCAACAUGCCUAAUCCCAAUCCUAGAUGGAACAGAUGAUGCAGUUAAUUAUUAUCCUUUGAACAUGGUCUCUUCUUUCCUCAUUCGUGCUCUCCUUGCUCAUGGCACAGACAUUCAUGCACGAGAUUUCACUGACUGGCUAGUGGGUUGGAAUAAUAUGUCAGAGUUCCUCAGUGCAUUGGAGGACAACGUCCACCAGUAUUCUGCCAUGAACGAGGCUCUGGAGAUGGCCAAAGAUGUCCCCAGCCGUUUUGGAGUGGACAGUUUGUCACAGAUCUGGAACUUGGUCUCCAAAUGGAACCUGACAGAAAUGGAGGAUGCAAGACAUGGCUUGAAGUGGAUGGAAAGGGUUCUCGUUCGCAAUGAGUCAAGUCCUAUACUGGUGUCCAGCAUUUAUGUUCUGCAGAAAGCGAUGCUUUCAGAUUUGCUGGAGAAGCUGAAAAGAGACCAAGAUCCAAAUUUCCAUGCAAACAAACCCAAUAUGGAAUAUGUAUUUAAACAUAUUGCAUAUCGUUUUGCUACGGUCACUGAAAUGCUUUUCAAUGAAAACUUACUCCAGAAUGAGUCAGGAAAGACAUCAUCUCCAAGCACUUUGAUUGCACAGUUUUUGUUUUCAGAAUUUGAGAACACCUUCUUUAAAAUGUUGCCCAACAAUGGCUAUCGAUCAUACCUGCUUUGUCUGGUGAACAUGACGGACGGGCUAAACAUGGAAUUCUCAGAAGAUGUUCCUCUGAACACAGAACAGCUGGAAAAGAUUCUUUUUGCCCACCAUGACUCCUACAAGAAAUACUCCUCCGUUCCAGAAAUCCUGACGUUUAGACUUUCCCGCCUCCAAAAUGUGACAUCGGCCCUUUGUGACUCGGAGCGGCUCCAAGCAGCCCAGCAGUCCUGCCAGCUCCCCAAGGUCAGUUUUGGGGACUUGUGCCGACAAAGCCGGUUCCACAGGAAGCUCCUUCAUGGCAUCGCACUGAAUGACCAACUUGUGAGCAGCCUCAUCAGGCAUAGAGGCCUGCCCAGAGAACUCCGAGAAAUGCUCCUUGGAGACCCCACAAAACUCCAGCAGGAAAUUCACUGGUUUCGAGAAAAUGUCCCACAGCUUCAUUAUAUCCAAGAUAUCCCUCAGUAUGUGGCUUCUGUGAAUUCUAUUGUGAAUCACACCAAAAUUGCAGCACAUUCCAAGAAACAAGAUAUGAUCAUAGAUCUGUUCAGAAAUGUUGGCCGCCUCAAGGAAGACCUCAGGACUGUGGUGGGAAUGUCUGAGGAAAGCCGAGAUGCUCUCCUGGAAAUGCCUCUUCCGGAAAACAGGACGGAGCUCCUCUUUGAGAUGCUCCAGCUGGAGUCUUGUCGAAAUGGUGGUGCUGAUGCUAAACUGGAAAUUGUAGCCAAGGACUUCUGCAACCUGUCGCUCCCAGAAAGGGUCCACAAAUCCUAUCUCCUGGGGAUCACACUUCUGCGUUACUUGGAUGUAUACAACUUCAUGUACAAGAUGCUUUUCCCCAAGGAGCUUCAGUCCUCUCUGGAUAAGGUGUUUGGCCUCCUGCAGGAGUUGGAUCACUUCAAGAACCGCGUGGAAUCGGAUGUGCAGCCUCUGCUGGAUGCAAUUCAUUCCCUUAAAAAGCUGCGUCAGUCAAGGAACGCCCCCCUUUCCAAGGCACUGUCCAAGGCCAGCAGCCUCACGAUGGAUAGAAGGACAUUCAAAACCAUUUCCAAAUCUCUCUGCAACCAGGAAAUCACCCCUCUGUUCUUUGAAUCCCUCCUUCCUGAUUUUGAAGAGCAGAAUGUCCACCAUUCCUCCACACAAGAUGAGGGGCUGAAACAUAUCAUGGAGAAAUAUGGCAUCCCACAGGAUUCCACCCCCUUCUGCCUGUCGUUCUAUUUGGACCUGGUUCGGACACCGACUGGGGCCUUAAUUUGGUCUUUCCUGAAGCCGAUGCUGCUUGGGAAGAUUUUGUAUACUCCAGACACCCCUGAAACAAGAGCCAUCAUGGGAAAGUCGAAUUCAACGUUGAAGUUGAUGGGUGAUCUAGCACACAGAUCACAGGAGUGGCUGGAAAAUUCCCCCCUCAUCAUGAAUUCACUGACCACAUUAAAUCAGACCAUUCCUCUGCUGAAGAAUACACUGCGGAAUCCCUUUGUGCAAGUUUUCAUCAAACUCAUGGUGAAGCUGGAUGCCAUCGACAUUCUAACCCAAAUUAACCGGCUGGAUGACAUCCGUUUGGAACUGCAAAACAACGCUGACAUCAUCAGUCAACUGGACACCUUAUCCGAACUAAUGACCAAUGUUUCCUCUUGUGUUCUGUUUGAUCGCAUCAAGCCUGCGAGGUCCGUAGAUGAACUUGAGACCAUGGCGAAACAACUCUUCUUGAAGAAUGAGCUCUUUGCCAGUAUUAUUUUCAGGUUGCCCUCAGAUUACACAGAGAGGAAUGGAACAAACCGUAGAAAUCUUUCCCUUCCACCCUUGGUCAAUUAUACCAUUCGAAUGAGCAGUAAGAUUUCCCAAACAACAAAAAGGAUCCGAGAAAAAAUCUGGACGGUGGGCCCACAUAACUCUGCCUCCCAGAGUCAAAUCUACAGCCGGGCUUUCGUCUACGUUCAGGACAGUCUUGAAAGAGCAAUCAUUGAAUUGCAGACGGGGAAGCGGCUGGAAGACCUCGCGGUGCAAGUUCAGGGGACGCCCUACCCCUGCUACAGCAAAGACAUGUUCCUGACAAGCGUCACCUACUCUCUCCCGUUCACCCUCAUGGCCGCUUGGGUGCUCUUCAUUGCAGCUUUCGUGAAGAAGCUCGUGCAAGAGAAAGACCUGAGGCUCUAUGAGUACAUGAAGAUGAUGGGCGUCAAUUCCAGCAGCCAUUUCUUUGCCUGGUUCGUGGAGUGUGCCUCCUUCCUCCUCAUCACAGUCACCUUCCUCAUUCUGAUCCUCAAAGUGGGGAACAUCCUGCCCCAAAGCAAUGUGGUGAUCUUGUUCCUGUACCUCACCAACUACAGCUUCUCCAUCAUCGCCAUGUGCUACCUCAUCAGCGUCUUCUUCAACAACACCAACAUUGCUGCCCUGGUUGGGAGCCUGGUGUACAUCCUGACCUUCUUCCCCUUCAUUGUGCUCCUGGUGGUGGAGAAUCACGUCAGCUUCUCUGUAAAAAGCCUGCUGAGCCUCUUGUCUCCCACGGCCUUCAGCUAUGCCAGCCAGUAUAUCGCCCGCUAUGAAGAGCAAGGGGUUGGCCUACAGUGGCACAAUGUGUAUAAAUCACCCAUGACGGGAGACAACACUAACUUUGGCUGGAUGUGUUGGCUAAUUCUGAUAGAUUCCUUUAUUUAUUUCAUUCUGGGAUGGUACAUUAGGAACGUUUUCCCUGGGAAGUAUGGCAUGGCGGCCCCCUGGUACUUCCCCCUCCUCCCGUCAUACUGGGCCGAGCGCUACGGCUACAUCCCCUUGUGGGACGGGAAGAGCGGAGGCCUCCCCUUCGCCAGCUUCUUCUGGAGGAAAGAGCCAGUGUUCCCCGAGAAGAUGUAUGUUCAGAGCGCUUUGCCUUCUAACCUGGAACCACAACUCACCAACCUCCCGGUGGGAGUCUCUCUGCACGGGAUAACCAAGUUCUAUGGCUCCAAAGCUGCCGUUCAGAAUCUCAACCUGAAAUUUUACGAAGGAAACAUCACUUCGUUGCUGGGUCAUAAUGGAGCUGGGAAAACAACCACCAUCUCUAUCCUGACAGGUUUGUUCCCGGCUUCCUCAGGCACAAUAUUUGUGUAUGGGAAAGAUAUCCGGACGGACCAGGACACCAUCCGGAAGGACAUGGGGAUCUGCAUGCAGCACAACGUGCUCUUCAGCUACCUCACCACAAAGGAGCACCUGCUCUUGUACGGCAACAUCAAGGUGCCUCACUGGAGCAAGCAAGAGCUGCUGGAGGAGGUGGACAGGACUCUGAAGGAGACCGGCUUGUACAACCAUCGCCACAAGCUUGCCGGCUCUUUAUCAGGAGGGAUGAAAAGGAAGCUGUCGAUAUCAAUUGCCCUCCUCGGAGGGUCAAGGGUUGUGAUUUUGGAUGAGCCGACCACGGGGGUUGAUCCGUGCUCAAGGAGAGGCAUUUGGGAGAUCAUAUCGAAGAACAGAAAAGGGAGAACAAUCAUUCUCUCUACCCAUCAUUUGGACGAGGCAGAAGUCUUGAGUGACAGAAUUGUCUUCCUGGAAAAUGGGGGGCUCAAGUGCUGUGGAUCCCCCUUCUACCUCAAGGAGACCUUUGGUAGUGGAUACCACCUGACGCUCACUAAGAAAAAGAGCCCAGCCUUCAACCUGGCUGAAGAAUGUGACACCUCUGCCGUGACGGCCAUGAUCCAGUCUCACCUCCCUGCAGCCUACCUGAAGGAAGACAUUGGGGGAGAGCUGGUCUACGUGCUCCCCCCGUUUAACAGCAGGGUGUCUCCAGCCUAUCAGUCUCUUCUGAAGAGCCUGGACAACGGAGGAGCGAGUGACCUCCAGAUCGGCUGCUAUGGGAUUUCGGACAGCACCGUGGAGGAGGUGUUUCUCAAUUUGACCAAAGACUUGUCCAAAGGCGAACAAGCGGAUUCAGAGCUGCCCCAAGAGGUCCCCGCCAGCUGCCCCCUGGAGAAUGAUGAGAUGUCCGUGAACUCUGACACCUUCACAGAAAGAGACGACCAGGCGCUGGUCAAGUCCAAGAAGCGGAACAACUUCUGCGUCUUGCUGAGGAAGGCCACAGCCUUGUUUGUGAAGAGGUUUCAUCACACCCGGCGCAACGUGAAAGGCUUCAUCGCUCAGGUCAUCCUCCCCGUGCUCUUUGUGACGGCCGCCAUGGGCCUUGGCACCCUGCGGACAGAGGUGGCCGAAUACCCGGCCCUCCAUCUCUCACCUUCCUUGUAUGGCGACUCUGGCCAGGCGGACUUCUUUGGGAACUAUAACAAGAGCACUGAACCUUUAGUGGCUUCCUUACUUGCUUUCCCUGGAGUGGACAACACGUGUCUGAACAGAAGCAACCCAGGGUGUUUCAAAGAAAAGGUACCUGGGGAGUGGCUCUCCAGUGGGAACCAGAGUGCCCAGUACUUUGCCUGCAACUGCACAGACAUCAAACAGACUUGCCCACAGGUGGAUUUUACUCCUCCUCACAAAAGAACUUUCUCAUCCCGGACAAUUUACAACCUUACUGGGCAUGAUGUGGAGGCCUACCUUCUCAUCACGGCCAAGGAGUUUGUGCAGAAGAGGUAUGGUGGUUGGAGUUUUGGGAUGCCUUUGACGAGUGACCUCCAGUUCGAUAUCAACCCUGUGCCUGCUAACAGAACGCUGACUAAGGUCUGGUAUAAUCCAGAAGGGUAUCACAGCCUCCCAGCGUACCUGAACAGCUUGAAUAACUUCAUUCUCCGAGCAAACUUGCCAAAGGAGAAGUCCUCCAACUACGGUAUUUCUGUCGUUGCUCAUCCCUACCCUGGCGGAGAGAGUCAGGAACAGCUCAUGCUGAGCAGCCUGCUGGACAUCAUCGUCUCCAUGUCGGUCCUGAUUGGCUACUCCAUCACCACUGCCAGCUUCGUGCUCUACGUGGUGAAGGAGCACCAGAACAAGGCCAAGCAGCUGCAGCACAUCUCCGGCCUCGGGGUGACCACCUACUGGGUGACCAACUUCAUCUACGACCUCACAUACUUUAUGGUGCCUGUUGCCCUCUCCAUCGGAGUCAUCUCAGCCUUCCAGAUUCCAGCUUUCUACAAUGACAGCAACCUGUUGGCUGUCUUCCUUCUCCUGUUCCUCUUUGGGUAUGCCACAUUUUCCUGGAUGUAUUUGCUGGCGGGGAUCUUCAAGGAAACAGGAAUGGCCUUUAUUGUUUAUGUCUGCAUCAACUUGUUCUUUGGCAUCAACACCAUCAUCACACAGUCAGUGGUGUUUCUGCUCUCCCAGGAAAAGGCCACUGAUCAGGGCUUGCACAACCUCGCUGAGACCCUGAGGCACGUUUUCCUGAUGUUCCCCCAAUUCUGCUUUGGAAAUGGGUUGAUCGAGCUCUCCCAACACCAAGCCCUGAUGGGCUUCCUCAAGGCUUACGGCGUGGUUUACCCGGACAAAACCUUUGAGCUGGACAGGAUUAGCUGCAAGUUGCUGGGACUUUUCCUCCAAGGGACCCUGUUCUUCUCCAUCCGUCUCGUGGUCGACGAUGGGACAAUUCAAAAAGUCUGGUAUAAAAUAUUAGAAUUCCUCUAUGACCAAAUGCACGGCAAACUGCCUCUCCAGCUGGAGGCUGCUGAAGAGGAGGAAGACAAGGACGUCCUCACCGAAAGUGAGCGGGUGGCGGCAGGCAGAACAGAUUAUGACAUGCUGCAGCUCCAGAACCUCACCAAGAUCUACCAUCUUCCCCAUCGAAGGAUUGUAGCUGUCCGCAAUGUCAGCAUCGGAAUCCCAGCAGGGGAGUGCUUCGGCCUGCUGGGCGUGAACGGCGCUGGGAAAACCACCAUCUUCAAAAUGCUGACGGGGGACAUCGGGCCGUCUCACGGGAGGCUGCUGGUCCGAGAUGAAAACGGAUUCUUGACUGAUGUUGAUAAGGCCCACUGGUCCCUCUUCGGCUACUGCCCUCAAGAAGAUGCUCUGGAUGACCUCCUGACGGUAGAGGAACACAUGUAUUACUAUGCGCGGCUACUUGGCAUCCCAGAGAAACAUAUCAAAGGGAUUGUUCUUCAGCUUCUCUACCGGCUCAAUCUGGUGCCUUACAGACAGAGGAUCACAUCGAUGUGCAGCUAUGGCACCAACAGGAAGCUGUCAACAGCUCUGGCCCUUCUUGGGAGACCCUCCAUUCUACUGCUGGAUGAGCCGAGCUCCGGGAUGGAUCCGAACGCAAAGAGGCACUUGUGGAAGAUCAUCUCUGAGGAGGUGCAGAACCAGUGCUCCGUGGUCCUGACCUCUCACAGCAUGGAAGAAUGCGAGGCUCUCUGCACCCGCCUGGCCAUCAUGGUGAACGGGAGCUUCCAGUGCUUGGGCUCCCUGCAGCACAUCAAGAGCAGGUUUGGAAAAGGAUUCACUGUGAAGAUGCACUUGAAUAAUGGUGCUGAGAGCAGCAUCGAGAAGCUGACACAAUUUAUGCAGUCAAACUUCCCAAAUACGCAUCUAAAGGACCAUCAGCUAAACAUGGUGGAAUACCACGUCCUGGUGUCAGCUGGAGGGGUAGCAAAUAUCUUUCAGCUCCUGGAAGCCAGCAAAGCAGUCUUUAAAAUCAGGCACUUCUCCGUCAGCCAAACAACUCUAGAAGAGGUCUUCAUCAACUUUGCCAGACAUCAGACUAGUCCUGAUGCUCCAGAAGGAACUUCAGAGCACUCAAAUCCAGACAGUGGAGGCUCUCCCAUGGCCCCUCUCUUUUAA
Molecule: messenger RNA, 11904 nt
Organism: Heteronotia binoei (common prickly gecko)
Lineage: Eukaryota; Metazoa; Chordata; Lepidosauria; Squamata; Gekkonidae
Gene: ABCA12
Product: ATP binding cassette subfamily A member 12
Exons: 54
Coding region: 4-11904 (3966 amino acids)
Biological process (GO): transmembrane transport; lipid transport
Cellular component (GO): membrane; intracellular membrane-bounded organelle
Molecular function (GO): ABC-type transporter activity; ATP hydrolysis activity; ATP binding
Source: RefSeq, a predicted model, not a curated record